AUUUUUGCAGACACGAGUUCUUUCUAUGAUUCCAACAUCCUCAUCAAGUCCAGAACUUUCUCGAAUCUCCUCCCUCGUCUCUCCGAUCCGAGUUCUCUGAAUCCAUCCACAUGUUUGAUCAAGAUAUCGUGGGACUGAGACGAAGAAUGGACAGACUUCAUGAUCUGAAAAUGUCUGAGAUGAUUAAACUCGGCGCAAGCAACAAGAAAAUGGCUGAAACCCCAAGUGAUUAUCACAAUCACAAGGAAGACAUGAUGAUGAUCAUGUGCGAGAAAUUUCAGACGGGCCCUCAAGUUGUUCCACGGCUUGAAGACACUCAAGAAUUCACUGUCGAGAUCCGUGACGAAUCAAAGAUCUCGACGAAGGGAUUUCACGAUCAAGAACAAGAGAAUUCGACGAAAGAUGCAGAAUUUACAGUUCCUGACGAGCAUUCUGAAACAGGCCGCGGCCGUUCUCGACGCGGUCCGAGGAAGAGAUACGGAAACCUCCGACGUUGUAUCGGCAGUUCGAGUGAUGAGUUUGUCGAAGAAACAUCAGAUGGGUUUACGAGAGAGGUUCCUUCGCUGCCACGCAAAAGUUCCAAGAGGAAACGAGUUGUGGAACCUCGUACCAGUUCAUCUGUUAAGAGACGAAGAGCUAAAAUAAAUCAGAAGAUUCGUCUGUUACAGAAUCUUAUACCGAACUGUAAUGAGGCGGACAAAGCUUCAGUUCUUGACAAGGCCGUAGACUAUAUGAAGAGCCUUCAGCUUCAGUUGCAGGUUAUGUCGAUGGGAAUUCGACCUUACAUGCUUCCGAUGAUGUCACCAAUGGCUGUGGCAAUGGCAAUGUCUCCGGUACACUGCAACAUUCCGUCGAAUGCUGCAGUAGCAGUAGCUGCGCCGUUCAUAACGCCGUUUAAAUCUCCGUUAUCUACUCUCCUUCUGAAUCUUUCCAAUCAUCACGCCCCCAUCUCCCCUGCUUGUUUUCAGUGUCCUCUGGGUUUUUUUGUCCGUUCAAGCUUAGGUUUGUCCCCAUAUCACAAUGAACUCUACGACAGAUUAAGAUUUGUAUGAAAAAUGGGCAUCAUUAUAAUCCAUCAAAUUUCGUAUCGAAA
Tarenaya hassleriana is the source of this 1093-nucleotide messenger RNA. Its product is annotated as transcription factor PIF3. Gene Ontology annotation, molecular function: protein dimerization activity. The coding region runs from base 111 to 1052 and encodes 313 amino acids. The record is from RefSeq and is a predicted model, not a curated record. The transcript has 6 exons. Lineage: Eukaryota; Viridiplantae; Streptophyta; Magnoliopsida; Brassicales; Cleomaceae. Gene Ontology annotation, cellular component: nucleus.